AUGGGGCAGCAGUCGCUGAUCUACGCAUUCGUGGCGCGGGGCACCGUGGUGCUGGCCGAGUACACCAAGUUCACCGGCAACUUCACCACCAUCGCCGCCCAGUGCCUGCAGAAGCUCCCCGCCAGCAACAACAAGUUCACCUACAACUGUGACGGCCACACCUUCAACUACCUCGUCGAGGACGGAUUCAGGUUCCAAAUACCAGCAGGACUGGAGAAUGCAGUUAUUGAGUUGUGA
Molecule: messenger RNA, 237 nt
Organism: Miscanthus lutarioriparius
Lineage: Eukaryota; Viridiplantae; Streptophyta; Magnoliopsida; Poales; Poaceae
Source: the annotation of a GenBank genome assembly